This is a messenger RNA of Danaus chrysippus (African queen), 702 nucleotides long. The record is from the annotation of a GenBank genome assembly. Lineage: Eukaryota; Metazoa; Arthropoda; Insecta; Lepidoptera; Nymphalidae.
UUGUUUAGCAGAGAAUAUUUUAAUAUUUUAUAUAAAAUACCGGCUCAUUUUGCUGAUUUAAUUGAAAUAAAUAUGCCUAAAAAGAAUUUUGGUGAGAAUAGUAAAGCUGUGGCCGCUCGACAGCGCAAAGAAAAUGCGAAACUUGAAAAAGAUCAGAAAUUAAAGAAACAGGUUGAAGACGCCGAAUGGGAGGAUAAUGACGAAAAACUUAAAAAGAAACAGCAGAAAAAGGAUGAGCAAGAAAAAAAGCGACUAGAGCAGCUUCAGAAAAAGGCAGAGGCUAAAGCUUUGCUUGAGAAGGAAAUGGAGUCAAUAAAGAGCAAGGUGGCCGCUCCUCCGCCACAGAAGAUAACACGAGCACAGAUCUCACAGAUGAAGGAGAGAGUUGUUAAGGCAGAACCUGAAAAACCUGUCCCAUCUAAAGUCGUGGUUGAAGAUCCUCUUUUAGAAGAAAAUCUAAACAGGCUGCAAAUAGAAGGAGAAGUAGCUCAAUCAGUUGAUGAAGCAUUGGCUAUACUCAGUGAUAAGUCUGAUGUGGAUAAACAUCCUGAGAAAAGACUGAAAGCUGCUUACACUGCUUUUGAAGAAAUCAAUUUGCCGAGGCUCAAGGCCGAGAAUCCAACACUUAGAUUGUCACAACUCAAACAAAUGCUCAGGAAAGAAUGGCUCAAAUCACCACAGAAUCCUCUUAAUCAAGUCUAG